Messenger RNA from Macadamia integrifolia, 2929 nucleotides. RefSeq names its product auxin efflux carrier component 3-like. The transcript is spliced from 6 exons. Gene Ontology annotation, biological process: auxin polar transport; auxin export across the plasma membrane. The record is from RefSeq and is a predicted model, not a curated record. Bases 566 to 2458 code for a protein of 630 amino acids. Gene Ontology annotation, cellular component: plasma membrane; endoplasmic reticulum. NCBI's taxonomy places the organism in Eukaryota, Viridiplantae, Streptophyta, Magnoliopsida, Proteales, Proteaceae. Gene Ontology annotation, molecular function: auxin efflux transmembrane transporter activity.
UGUAGCGCACUACAAAAAUGGAACAUGUGUUGAAUCCUCACAUGUACAUCUAGAUGAACAUAUACGCGUUUGAUGUGUAUGUGCAUGUGUGUAUAUGCGGUUAACUUGACCAUUGUAUGAGGUUACUUUCUAACCCACACUUCAUUUCCCUCUACUCUCCCAGUCAUCACUUCUACUCCAUGGGUCAUACGUAAGUACUACUAAAACCAUCACUUCUUCCACACUCCCCAGGUCGUCCUUUUCGCUCCCUUUCCUUUAUAUAUGCUCAGCCAUUGGCUAAGACCAGAACCUCUCCUCUCUGUGACUGUGUUUGAAGACGUCCUCUCAAGCUUACAGUAGUAGCAGAGCAGUUGCAGAGCAGAACCAACAAGACGCACACAUACAAAACCCAGUGUUAGUUAACAAACGGUUUCUCCUCUUCCCUAUUUUACCCUUGCCCUUUUCUUCAAUUCACUCUGGGAUGCCAUCAAAACCUCUUCAUCUCCGUCUCUAGCUUUCAGAACUCUUCAUCAUUCCUGCAGCUACUUACCAGUUUCAAUCUAUCACUCGAAGAGAACAAAGGAAGAUGAUUAGUUGGAAAGAUCUCUAUACGGUCUUGACGGCCGUGGUUCCCCUGUAUGUGGCCAUGAUUUUAGCCUACGGUUCGGUCCGGUGGUGGAAGAUCUUUACUCCAGACCAGUGCUCCGGCAUCAACCGUUUCGUAGCCAUCUUCGCUGUUCCUCUGCUUUCCUUCCACUUCAUCUCCACCAACAAUCCUUACGCCAUGAACUUCCGCUUCAUCGCUGCCGAUACGCUCCAGAAGAUAAUCAUGCUGGUGGUCCUGAGCAUCUGGACCAAUUUAAGUAGGAACGGCAGCUUAGAAUGGAUGAUCACCAUCUUCUCCCUCUCUACCCUCCCAAACACUUUGGUCAUGGGAAUCCCUCUCCUCAUCGCCAUGUACGGCGACUUCUCCGGCAGCCUCAUGGUUCAGGUAGUCGUGUUGCAGUGUAUCAUCUGGUACACUCUCCUGCUCUUCCUCUUCGAGUAUCGUGGAGCAAAGAUGCUGAUCAUGGAGCAGUUCCCUGAGACGGCCGCAUCCAUCAUCUCCUUCAAGGUGGAUUCCGACGUCGUCUCCCUAGACGGCCGUGAAUUCUUGCAGACGGACGCUGAAAUCGGCGAUGAUGGGAAGCUCCAUGUGACGGUAAGGAAGUCGAAUGCGUCGAGGCGGUCGCUGGCAUUGACUCCUAGGCCGUCGAAUCUCACCGGAGCAGAGAUUUACAGCUUGAGCUCAUCCAGGAAUCCGACGCCGAGGGGUUCCAAUUUCAACAACGCCGACUUCUAUUCCAUGAUGGGUUGCCAAGGUUUUCCGGCGAGGCAUUCCAAUUUUGGUCCCGCAGAUUUGUACUCUGUACAAUCUUCCAGAGGGCCAACGCCAAGGCCAUCGAAUUUCGAGGAGAAUUGCGCACCUGGGGCUCAGACUAACAACUCUCCUCGCUUCGGAUUCUAUCCUGCACCAAAUCCAGAAAUCUCUGUUCCUGCGACCAAUAAUAAUAAUAAUAAUAAGAACCCUAAUUCCAACAAGAAUCAGCAACAGAGUCAGCACAUGCAGGGAGGACAGAGUAAAGCGAUCCACGAUGCAAAGGAGCUUCACAUGUUCGUGUGGAGUUCCAGUGCUUCGCCAGUGUCGGAAGGUUGUGGGCUCCAUGUGUUCGGCGGGACAGAAUUCGGUCCAGCGGAACAAUCCGGACGGUCAGAUCAUGGCGCCAAGGAAAUCCGGAUGUUAGUUGCUGAUCAUCCUCAAAACGGGGGAAGGAAAGCAAUACCGGAAAGUGGGGAUUUUGGUGGAGAGGAUUUCACAUUUUUAGGAGGAGAGGAGGAUGCAGAGAAAGAAGGGCCACCGGGUUUGGCCGGCUCAACGGCGGAGCUGCACCCGAAAGUUACCAGAAUGGAAGAGUCCGGUACUGGGAAACAAAUGCCUCCGGCGAGUGUCAUGACCCGUUUGAUUCUCAUCAUGGUGUGGAGAAAGCUUAUCCGUAAUCCAAACACGUAUUCGAGCCUCAUCGGCCUCGUUUGGUCUCUCAUUGCCUUCAGGUGGAAUGUGUCGAUGCCAAAAAUAAUUGAGAAGUCCAUCUCCAUUCUCUCCGAUGCUGGUCUCGGAAUGGCUAUGUUCAGCUUAGGACUUUUUAUGGCUCUACAACCGAAGAUUAUUGCAUGUGGGAACUCCGUUGCGGCUUUCGCGAUGGGCGUCCGGUUCAUCACUGGCCCAGCUGUCAUGGCUGCAGCAUCCUUUGCAGUUGGUCUACGUGGCACCCUCCUCCAUGUGGCAAUCGUUCAGGCGGCUCUACCACAAGGGAUAGUCCCCUUUGUAUUUGCCAAAGAGUAUAACGUCCAUCCAGCCAUUCUUAGUACUGCGGUUAUAUUUGGGAUGCUUAUAGCAUUGCCGAUCACCUUGCUUUACUACAUUGUUCUGGGACUAUGAGUUUCGUGAAUAGAUGAAGAAAACAAAAAUCAAAGAAUACUAGAUGAGUCAACACAUGCCGAAAGAGUAUUUUAUCUGUAUGGAUCAACUUUGUGGGCAAAGAUUAGGGAGCUUUUCUUUCCAUUUCUAUUUUCAAUUGAAAGUCAAAAGCUACCAUCGAAUCCCACGAAAGAUUCUGAUUCUUGGUUGUGUAAUUAAAGAGAAGAAGAAAGAGAUCAGAAAAGAACGGACAAACACAGGCGAGAAGAAGGCUUGAAACAGGGAGGUAGAAAGAAAUUAAGGAAAAGGGAAAGGUGGUGGAUCGACCCACAUAAGUAGAAUUUGUAUGAUUGUAUUAAAAAGCAUUUUGACAUGAAAUUCACCUUAUUCACCAUUGAAAUAUUGAUUGGAUUUCACACACAAACAAGUUUUUAAGAUCUUUCUUUAUAAGCGGAACCGUGAUAAUCCAUCAAAUUAUGAUUUGAAGUCACA